AGUUUUACGAUAUUACGCAUGUUGAAUACACCAAGGCUGGCUGACUGGAAUGUGGACGGCCCAGUCUGGAAACAAUUGUCAGGACUACAAGCACGAGUCUGUGAAGUACUGACGACAACAUGGAGGAAGUCAUGAGCAGGCUGCAGACAUUGAGUCCAGAUCAACUACGGCAGGAGAUUAUCAGGGCAGGGCUGAAGUGUGGCCCCCUUACCACUACUACAAGAGCCAUCUUUGAGAGGAAGCUGGCCAGAGCCCUCCUGGAGAAGCAAGUAGGGGAUGGCGGGGUGACUGAUAGAGGUAGCUCCUCCAAUACAGAGUCUAAUGGACCCACAACAAACAGAGUAGAAACUGACCACAAUCUGGAACUCAAAUCAUCAGCAGAGGAGGGCAAAGAGACAGAGGAAUUGGAUGAACCAGAAUCUCCUCUUGUUUACUAUGGUGUAUGUCCUCAUUGGGAGGAGUCUGUAGUAGCUGAUGAAAAAGUCCAUGUAUAUGUGGACCGGAAGAAAGCUCUGAGAGCAAUGAUGACAAUGAAAGGGUCCAGAUUUAAGCCCUUCUCAACACGAGAGGAAGCUGAGAAAUUCUCAAAAGGCAUCAACGACAAUAGCCCUUCGGCCAGCACAUCCGCACCAGAUGGGCCCCAGAGGGUGCUGGAACCUGUAGUCCAUACAGGCAGCCCUAUCGCAGGGGGAACUUCACCUGUGAACCUGGAGAGGGCCAAUGAGUUCCGUAGCCCCCGCACCCAGGACCUGACAGCAAAGCUGAGGAAGGCUGUGGAGAAGGGGGACAAGGAAGCCUUCAGCAGGCUGGUCUGGUCCAACCCGCGCUACCUCAUCGGAUCUGGAGACAACCCCACCAUCGUCCAUGAAGGGUGCCAUUACAAUGUACUGCAUGUGGCGGCCAAAGAGAACCAGUCUGGCAUGGUCCAGCUCCUCCUGGACACCCUGGAGAGCCCAGACUUCAUGAGACUCAUGUAUCCUGAUGACCAGGAGGCCAUGCUACACCAACGCAUCCGUUACCUCGUUGACCUGUACCUCAACACACCUGACAAAGCAAGCAAUGAAACUCCUCUUCACUUUGCCUGUAAGUUUGGCUGUCCAGACGUGGUCAACGUGCUGUGUUGUCAUCCUGCCACUGACAAACACCGGCAGAACAAGUACAACCAGAAGCCCUCUAGUGUGAUAUGUGAGAGGAAAAACAAAACCCCUUACAUAAAAAAGAAAAUCAAUGAAUAUUUGGAGGAACGGUGCUAUGUUCCCUUGCUGAGGGAUACCAACAACAGCUUCCAGCCUGUGAUUGGCUUGCCAUGGUCCCCAAGCCCAUUGGAGGUGGAUUUUAAUUGGCUGGGAUCUGCAGUGGGCGGGAGUCCCAUAGAGCCAGUCAUGACUGUGAGAGCUUAUGUGGGACCACUCAGUCCUUCUAAGGCAGAUGAGUUCCACAGACUAUGGAGAACCCCACCCAGGGAUCGAGCAGAGUAUUUCCACCGUAUUCUCAAAUCUGACCCUGACCGGGGAGCAGAGCGUGUGGGGAGGGAGAUUGCGCAUGACAUGGGGCAUCCUUGGGCAGAAUACUGGGACUUCCUGGAUAGCUUCAUUGACCUGUCUACAGAGGAGGGACUGAGGAGGCUGGAGGAGUAUCUGGAUAGGAAGGACCAGAGUGAGCCUCCCCUAGAAGGAUUUGGGAAGACCGAGGAGACCGGUGAUGGAUUUAAAACAUCAACCCCCUCCAAAGAGGAGCAGAACCAGAGCCAUGUCCCGAUCAACCACAUUCUGAAUGACAGAAGGUGUCUAUCAAAGGAGAAAGGUUCCCAGUCUCCUGUGUGUAACCUCCUGCCAGAGUUUGAGAAAGCCAGCCUAAAGGAUGGCUCUGUCCAAGUGGAGGACCCGGAGGAGGUAAAGAGUGUUGAGGGCCGUCUGGCUCCCUCUGUACCCAGGAAAGAGGGACUGGACCUGGGGGAUGGGAGUUUCUGGAGGAUCUGGGAGGGGAGCCAGGGGAAGAGGCAGGUGGAGGAGCUCUCCAAUCCCAGCUCAGAGGAGUAUCUGACAGCAGAUGAGGGCUCAGACUCCGAGGGCCCAGGUAGCCCCAGAGAUAGGCGAGGCUCAGGCUCCUCUAGCGCAUCUUACAAAUCCACGAAGGGAGACGCCUCGAAAGAAACAAUUCUGACGAUCGACACCCCUACAAGACAAAGACAGGAACUGUUCAUGGACGGGGAAUCUCCCACCAAGUUAGACAGUGAGGUCCUGUCUGCAAUGAAUAACAUGGAGAUUGACCCUGAGAGAAACCCCUGCAUUACUAAGUGGAGGAACACCAUUCUGGCCUAUCCCUCUUCACAGUGGCUAAGCUGGCCAAGGCCGACGAGGAGGAAAAGCUUGACUGGGACACCAGACUGUUCUCCGAACAGGCUCAGCUUUUGCAGCCCAGGCCCCCACACACCUGCCCAGAGCUGUUACACCCAGACCAUCCUCUGCAGGACCCUCUUCCGCUCUCCAAACUGACACAGGGAAACCACAAGUAAACAGGAUGUCACGUCCCAGGAUCUGAAGGUGGUGUUGCACAUACAAAAGGGCAUGUUGGCCAACAUCCUGCACCACCACAUCAGGUCCAUAGUCCAACUGACUUUAUAACCCAGGCAGGAAACCACUACAUUGCCAUUUAGCAGGUUACCUGUCCUUAUUUUACCCUUGUGCUAGUUUCCAUUUGUGCAACUCUUUCGGCUGUUCUAUGCAAGGCACUGCUCCACUUAACACUAUUACCUUAUCAGGUAGCUAUUCAACUGAUAUUUGCGCUAAUGCUGCCUGCCUACAGCACUUAUGCAUGUCCUCAAUGCAAGUAUUCUCUUCCGGCAGAUAGCAUAGCUACAGAUUACACUUUCAACUUGAAGCUACCCAACGGAGUGUACCAUUUACCCAGUGCCGAAGUGAUAUGUAAUGUGUGUGUAUACAAUGUGCAAAGAUGCUUUAUAUAUGAAAUGUUCAAAUAAUGUUUUUAUAUUGUUAGUCACUACCUUAUUCCAGAGAUACAUUUGGAGAGUUUUAAAUUGUUUUAAUUUAUACCUAUACACAAGAAGAAUGAUUGUGGCUGUAUUUUUAGAACAGUUUAUUCAUAAAAUUUAAUAAAGCAUUAAAUAAAUAAAUGUACUAAGAAAAGA
Molecule: messenger RNA, 3148 nt
Organism: Coregonus clupeaformis (lake whitefish)
Lineage: Eukaryota; Metazoa; Chordata; Actinopteri; Salmoniformes; Salmonidae
Product: ankyrin repeat and LEM domain-containing protein 2
Exons: 13
Coding region: 120-2495 (791 amino acids)
Biological process (GO): negative regulation of phosphorylation
Cellular component (GO): endoplasmic reticulum
Molecular function (GO): protein phosphatase 2A binding
Source: RefSeq, a predicted model, not a curated record